AUGAAACAAUCACCAAAUCAAUCUCAGUUUCAACCUCAGUUACAACCUCAGUUACAACGCCAACCUCAAACAUCUCCAAAUUUACAGCAGCCCCAGUCACAGCAACAAACAUCGCAUCCAAAAGUUCAACAAGUAUCUGUUAGUGAACCGCCAAUUCAAGUAAUUCAACGUGAUUCUGGCUCAACUCAACAAGAGACUUUACAGGUUUCUACACAAGAUGCAGUUCAAUCAAUAAAAAUAAGAAAUUCUCCAUCUCCCAUCCGAGUUGUUCAACAUACACCAUCUGAAAGAUCAAUUACUCCUUUGACUCCCGUUAGUCCUUUUUAUAGUGUAAUUCGAAUAUUUGCUGGUCAAAAUAUUUUAUCAAAUGAAGAAUCAAAACUAUUUUUAUUAAGUCCGACCACAAUCACCUCUGCACUCAUUAAGCAAGCAUUACACCGGUUUAAAUUGGAUGAUGUAGAGGAUUGGGAAAGUUAUUAUAUAACGAUCAAAGAAACUAAUAAAGAUCAUAUUCAAUUAAUGUCUGACGAUCUUCCACUUGAAGUCUUUCAUUCAUUAACAUCUGUCACAUUGCCUUCAAUCAGAAGGGGUUCUGUCGGAUCUAUUUCUUCAACUACCUCAAAUUUAUCUGAUAUCAGUGUAAUCAAACAAUUAGGAUUACAGGAUGAGAAAGAAAAUAUUACCUUCUUUUUAAAUAGACGUUCAAAAAGAGGCAGUCGAUCUUCAGGCGAAAGAAAAUUACGUGUACGGGUGUUGGUUUAUAAUGAUGAUUUACCUAUUCAUUUAAGGAGCAACAAACAACACGUACCAAGAACUUCCAUGUCUGUUCCUAAACAUCUUGCUGAAAAAGCUGCAAGACGACGUUCAAGAGAAGAAGGUAAACCCAGAGAAAAGGUUGUUAUGGUUUCUGGACUUGCGACUGUUAGGCAAAUUAUAGAAAAAGCUAUGGAUAAGUUCGAAAUUACUGAUGGUAUUAUUGAUGAUGGUAAAAGGAUUUCAGAUACUGAUGAUAGACCACGAUAUCAGUUAAUGGUUAUUGUUGAUGGAGAAGAAAAACUCCUUCCCUCCGAAAUAAAUGUUAUUUCGGUUUAUCCAACGGCGCCGAAGCUCCAUCAUGUAUCGGUAGAUUCCGUGGACUCAUCUUCAUCUUUGGCAUUAGAUUAUCGGCCGGAUGAACCAAUGUUCGUUCUAAGACUUUUGCGACCUGAGGAUCGUCAAACACGUGCAAUGCCUGCGGCUUCUAAUAUAAACCAAUUUACUCAAAAUGCAAAACUUCUAACACCAACACAUAAUUUGAAUAAACAAGACGAACGAAAACCCAAUAAUAAUAUAGUAAAUACACGUAAACAGCUUAUUGAGCAGCAACGUGAAUACAGUCGCGAACAACAAAGAUCUAUUCUUUCUGCGCAUAAAAAUGCUUCACAAGGUAUUGAUAUUGUUACGAAAGUUGGUGCAAUUCGAAGUUCUCGUAUUUUUGGUGCCAAAGUUCGAUAUUCUUUUAUUCCAACAAAAGGAGAAGAAAUCGAUAUUAGUGACCUUAUUGAAGAUAUUUUGG
Racocetra persica is the source of this 1555-nucleotide messenger RNA. Lineage: Eukaryota; Fungi; Glomeromycota; Glomeromycetes; Diversisporales; Gigasporaceae. The record is from the annotation of a GenBank genome assembly.